UUGGAACACCGCUGAUGUGGUAUACCGCCCUCUCUAGUCCAGGACGCGCAAGUUCACAGAGGUUCAACAAUGGCGACUGGGAAGGUGGCAAGCUUAAAAACUACCAUUCUAGCCCCGCUGAAAAGACACACUGCAAGUGUAAUUUUUCUUCAUGGAUCAGGUGAUACAGCAGACGGUGUUCUAGAAUGGAUCCGGUCUCUGGUUCAAGAUGAUUUCCAGUUCCCUCACAUCAAAGUGAUCUUCCCAACAGCUCCUACAAGACCUUACACACCCUCUGGAGGUGCGCUGAGCUCAGUGUGGUAUGACAGAACAAGGAUAUCACCCAAUGUUCCUGAGCUUCUUAAAACCACUGAUCCUGUUUGUGAGCAGCUUGGAGCAAUCAUCCAGAACGAGGUGGAUGGCGGAAUCGACAAGCAGAGGAUUGUUCUGGGAGGAUUUUCAAUGGGUGGAGGAAUGGCAAUGCAUUUAGCUUAUCGGUUCCACCAGGAUGUCGCCGGAGUGUUUGCUCUAUCGAGCUUCCUCAAUGACAACUCAGUUGUAUACAAUGCCCUAAAAUCGAAGCCAUCGUCACCUCCACUGUUUGCCUGUCAAGGCCUGAGGGACCAACUUGUAUUGAGUGACUGGACAAAUGAAACCAUUAAGCAGCUAUCGGACUUGAAUGUAGAGUGUGACUGUCACACCUUCCCCAAACUAUACCAUGAGCUGAGUGCUCCAGAACUGUACAUGCUUAAAGACUGGAUUAAUAAGCGCUUGCCUGAGGAGAGUUGAUUUCAACAGAGGAAUUUAGGUGUCACAACAUUUGAAUUAUAAUAAUGAGGUCUUCUUUAUUGCCAGUAUUCACAAAAGUGCAGGCCUGAUAAUUCACAGAGGCAAUGAAGGCAAUUGCCUCCCUGUCCUCAGGUCAUUGCCUUGGUGUCCUUGAAAUGCUUAAGAAGAAAUUUACAAUUUCCUCAUAGGGUACCCUUUACCAAGGAGAAAAUACCUUGGUGCCCUGGCCCUAUCAAAUACGAAGCAUGUUUUUUGACUUGUUGAUAUUAAAACAUAUUUUUGAGAAUCAGACUUUACGCUUAACAUCGUGUAGGUUUAUAUGUUGUAUGCCAGUUACCCAACAAAAUCAUUUCUCUCAGCAAGUCGCAGAGAAAUGUACACACCCAUGUUCAAAUGAAGAGAAAGUUACAUACACUGAAGAAAGAAAUUCAAAAGAGACGUCACAUUUUGUGUAAUGAUUAGCGCGUAUCGCAUUGAGAAUCUAAUAUUGAUAUCAGAUUGUGAAGGGGUGAAGGUUUUGUCUGCUGCAGGAUAUGUUUUAAUCAAAGUGUGUAACAAUCUUGUCAAGAAAUAAGUGGAUGCUCUAAAGGAUAGAGUUUUGUGUUAAAGACACUGGAAACCUUUGGUAAUUGUCAAAGACCAGUCUUCUCACUAUGGUAUC
Molecule: messenger RNA, 1429 nt
Organism: Asterias rubens (European starfish)
Lineage: Eukaryota; Metazoa; Echinodermata; Asteroidea; Forcipulatida; Asteriidae
Product: lysophospholipase-like protein 1
Exons: 5
Coding region: 70-768 (232 amino acids)
Biological process (GO): protein depalmitoylation
Cellular component (GO): cytoplasm
Molecular function (GO): palmitoyl-(protein) hydrolase activity; carboxylic ester hydrolase activity
Source: RefSeq, a predicted model, not a curated record